Messenger RNA from Blastomyces dermatitidis ER-3, 1113 nucleotides. Its product is annotated as thymine dioxygenase. Gene Ontology annotation, molecular function: dioxygenase activity. The transcript is spliced from 3 exons. The record is from RefSeq and is a predicted model, not a curated record. NCBI's taxonomy places the organism in Eukaryota, Fungi, Ascomycota, Eurotiomycetes, Onygenales, Ajellomycetaceae. Bases 1 to 1113 code for a protein of 370 amino acids.
AUGAAUUCAGGAAAUAUGCAGCAGCAGCAACAGGCCAGAGAAGGUAGCGAGACCAAAGAGCCUUCUGCCCAUAUUCCAGUCGUCGAUUUCUCCGAUUGGAAAACAGACAGUCCGCCAGAAAAAAGGAUGAAAGUCGCCAAAGAGAUCGUGUCGGCAUGUCAGAAUGUCGGCUUUGCAUAUAUUAUCAACCAUGCCAUUCCCAGAGAGCGUUUGGCUGAGGCCUUUGCAUGGUCAAAAAAGUUUUUCGACCUCUCGCCUGAGCAAAAGCUCCAGGCACCACAUCCAGAUGGCUCCUCGAUCCAUCGGGGAUAUUCCUGGCCAGGUCUCGAAAAAGUAUCACAGGCAAUGGGUGAUAAGGCCAUGCCAGAGUUAGUGAAGGAGCUGCGAGAGAUUACCGAUUAUAAGGAGAGCUAUGACAUGGGAAGCGAGGAGGAUUCCUAUCAGCCAAACGUCUGGAUUCCCGAAGAGACACUUCCCGGCUUCCGAAGCUUUAUGAUGGAGUUCUACUGGGAAUGCUUCGCCGUUGCUAAGGAUAUUCUUAGAGCAAUAUCCGUUGGCAUUGGUCUUGAAGAUGCGAAUCAUCUUAUCAAAUUCCACUCUGGUAAUAAUAACCAACUUCGCCUCCUCCACUAUCCUCCCUUACCGGCCGCGGCGUUGGAGAACGAACAAUGUGCUCGUAUGCCUGCUCACACAGAUUGGAGCUCUAUAACAAUGCUCUUCCAGGAUGAGUGUGGCGGUCUAGAAGUUGAAGAUAUCAAGCGGCCAGGCCAGUUCAUUCCAGCCACCCCGAUUAAAAACGCCAUUGUCAUGAAUGUUGGAGAUCUCCUCCAAAGAUGGAGCAAUGAUAACCUUCGUUCAACUUCCCACCGUGUCACUAUGCCGCCCCUAGCAGAUCGGCUUGAUGGACCCAAUCGCAUGGUUAGGGAACGUUACUCUAUCCCGUAUUUCAUCGGCCCGGACCCAACGUCAGUUAUAGAAUGUCUUCCUAGCUGCACAAGCCCAAGUAAUCCAUCCAAAUAUCUUCCCAUUACCCAGAGUGAAUAUAACAGAAUUCGGGCCAUGAUGCACUACCCAGAUAAAGCUACUGAACCAGGGAGUGGAAAAGUUUAUUGA